Molecule: messenger RNA, 3462 nt
Organism: Scylla paramamosain (green mud crab)
Lineage: Eukaryota; Metazoa; Arthropoda; Malacostraca; Decapoda; Portunidae
Product: forkhead box protein B2-like
Exons: 5
Coding region: 851-1255 (134 amino acids)
Source: RefSeq, a predicted model, not a curated record
CACAUUAAACCUCCCUAUAUUAUUCUACUUCGCACAAAACUUUAUAAUUUGUAACUUAAUAGUAAACUCUCCUUUACUCCCAUGCCAUAUUAACUUCCUUUCUUCACUUUUUUAUUUAACUUCUUUUUGGCGGCUUACAGUCCACCAUCUGCUCACUUGGUUUUCUAUUAUAUUAGUUCCUUGUUAAAUUUCCCUUUCUGCACUUUAUCAAACUCCCUUUUUUACUAAACAUUACAUAAACUUCCUUUUCCUUUACUCUAUAUUUUUUUUUUCCCUCCACAUCAUUUACUCCCUACCAGUCUAUCUUGGUCUAUGCAUCCGCCAGUGAGUUAGAAAGCUGCGUGACGCCGCGGUGACGCCCCACCACCCCGCCCAUUGAAACGGUUGACGCAACGACCGUGAAGCAAUGACAAGCUUAGCGUAUGUAGCCAGAAGCACCCCUCAUACACACUCCCCAGCCAGUGCCUCCCUUCCACCCCGCAGGGCAAGGAGUACGGUCACAGCUCCCUGUUAGCCCUUUGUUUGUCUUUUCCUCCCUUUUUUUUUUAAUCAACCCAGAAGCCGCACCGUUAGAGAGGACAUAAAAACGUGGACUGUUGAAGGCACACGCAUGAAAUGUUAUGUGUCUUCGUGUGGUCAACUUUGAUAGCCUGUGUGAUCGUGACUCCAGCAGUUCCCUGACCCGCUGGUGGUGGUCACGAGGCGAGGCUGAAAAAAAUAGAGUACUGUGCCAUUUCCCGUCCGUUGGUUCCGCGUUGUGGUGGUCGGCGGUCGUCCGGCGAAUGAGGGUUAGGUUUGUUUUGCCGACGCGCGGGAAUCGACGCUGGUGAAGUUGAUUGAUUGUUGAAGGAUGGUUGUGUUCGCGUCGCUUCUGUUGAGUAUGGUGUUCGUCUCCCCGCGGGUGUCGGGGGCCGCUCUGGGACUGCUGGCCGAGGACGGGGGAUACGCCCCCGCGCCUUACCUGUCCUCCCUUCAUCCCCUGCACCACCACCACCACUACCUCCACCUCGACCACCUCCGCAGUGAGGAGCACCACGCCCGGCAAGCCCCGCCAGGCGUCCGCCCCGUAUUGCUGACCCGCCCCUUGGCUCGCCCCGACCCCCGCCCGCCGUCCCGUCCCCAUCCCUACUCCCUGUUGUACCUGCACUACGUCCCCCUCGCCCACUUGACCGCGCGUGACCCUGAGUACCGGAGCAGCAGGCGGGAGGAGCCUCAGCCCGCCACCAGCACCAGCCUCCGACCCGCGCUGAGGUGAACGCCACGGACCAGAAAAGCCGUCUGCCCGUCAUGUCGUGUACCAGAUGUGUCACAUCUUCCCUAAGAGGCUCUUGUUCUGACGUUCUGCGUUUUCGUUAGUACUGUUUUCAAAAUGUAGAGAUGAUUUGUCGGCUUCUCAUGAGCCUUCUUUUUUUUUUAUUGACGAUGUGGAAUCUUUUGUUAAACUGUCACCAGAAUCAUGAUCUUAUUUUUAUUUAGUAGCUUCCACUGAAGCCUUUUAAUAGAUAUCGAAAUGAGACCAUAAGGAAAAAAUAUUUUAAAAUAUGGGGCUGAAUCAAGGAUUUUUUUUUUUUCCUCGGGUGGGGAGAGGAAAACACGAGCAUAUUUAACAUUUAGCAUUAGUAAAGGUAGAAUCACGUAUAAGACUAUCUUAGGCGUGUAAGACAAACUAUACAUUCUCACAGUGUACUGUACAGUACAUGUAUUUAGGACAUGGGAUAUAACUUUGGAUGGGCGGUUAUCUUAAUGCAGAUGUGAAAUUCGUGAGCUAUAAAAGCCAAGUAAAAAGUGUUCGUACCCAGCUGAUCUUCACCUUUCGUCAGUCAUCUGCUUCCAUAACUAGGCUAGGCUGGCGCUGCUCGUGUCGUCUGGCUGUCAUUCUUCCCCUCUGUCUUUGUGGGGUAAGAGGCUGUAACGGAUUAUGCUUACUGCUUAGAUAUCAUUCACUUAUAAAGCUGUGAGGAGAUCGUAUGUAUCACUUAACAUACUUUCUUGGGAAGACAUUUGCACUUACAUGAACUUUCCACCGCCUUGCCCCUCCAGCAGAACAAACGGCACUGUCAUAGGAAUAUAAGUGAUAAGAUAGUAGUAGAUUAAAAAUAAAUAAAGGAAAAUCACCAGCAAUAGCUAUCAAUCUUCGUAACUAUAUAUGACUAUUAUGUGUAAACCAUUCUCCUUACUAAACAGGUAGAGAUGGGGGAUAAGGAUGAAGUAAAGGGGAGGGGAAGCGGAGGUGGACGGAAACCUGGAAUUUUAAACACCAGCACAAGAACCUUAAGUAGUAGAUUGUGACAUUUCCUUUUUAUUACUACUACUAUUAUUAUUUAUUUUAUUUUAUUUAUUUUGUUUAUUUUAUUUAUUUAUUUUUUUAUUAAUUUCAUUUAUUUUCUAUCUAUUUACUUUUAUCUGAUUUAUCAAGGUAUUUGGAAAGCGUGUGUAAGGAGCCUUGAAUUAAUAAAUGACGGUUAUCCCUCUUUAGUUUGUAGGCAGUGUUCCAUUUGUGUCGGACUCGUCUAGCAUGCGGUCACGUAGUGCAGGCACAGUAAUAAUGGUGGUCGUCGUCAGUGUAAUAUUUCAGGGAGUAAUUAGGACGCGUUGCCUUUUUAGUGUUGGAAAUAUAUGUGUAGGGAGUCUAGCUCAUGACCUUCGCCUUGCUUAAUCACUUUUCUGUGGUAAUGAGAGCUUGGUACAGGGCUUGUUACUUGUGGUAGUUACACUGUCAGAACACUAAGUCAGGUUGGGAUGAGAUUUUAGAAAAGUCACGUUUCAAUUUAGUACACAUUCUGCUGCUUUACAAUAACUAACUUUUAAAGUCAGGGCAAAAAUACUCGAGGUUAUGGUAUGGAUGAUGGAACUUAUCGACCGAAGUAGUGUUUGUCGUCGUUUUCGUAUUUCAGGAGCUUGUGAUGUUUUGUGUUUUGAUCAGCUGGUGUGAAGAGACGGCACAUAAUGUAUGUGUUGUGUGUGUGUGUGUGUGUGUGUGUGUGUGUUACCUCCUAUAAUUUUGUUACAGUUUUCGUAAUGACCAAAUACACACAAAAAAACAGAGGACUUACAUUUUAUUAAUUUACGUAGUCAUGAUGUGUGUGUGUGUGUGUGUGUGUGUGAAUCCAGGGUCUGCUCACGUCACCACCACGCACGCGCAUUCCGAAUGUUGGAGGUGUGACGGUGGCCUGCGACUGGACAAGCGAAGAACUUAGCACGUUACCUUCUGAUUUCUUUGUGACCAAGUGGCUGGUGGUAGACGUAAGUUUGUGGCAGUGACUGGACCAUCAUUAUUGAAGGAGCUGCCUCCUCUCCAUCUGUGUGCUUCAUAAGUCACCUACACCAGUGUCUACAUCAUUUUGGUUUAUCUAAUGGGAAAUACCAUUCAUGUUCCAUUGUCAUUGGAGUGGCUGUCAGCAACUUGUGAGUAAAGGCACCAUAUGCAGGUAAUUAUUAUGCAGAUUUGCAAUACUAAAGCAG